UACAAUAUCGGUGUCUUGAGAAUUGCGUUCUCCGGACAUUAUUAUUUUAUAUUACGGUCGAUGCCAAACCGUUUAUUAAGUUUGCCUUCCAAGGUGAAAACGAUUCAUCAAUAAAUUGACUUUUGGAAUAAAGAAAGUUGAAGAUGACUCACAUACAAAGAUAAACCCCCAAGAAAUGGCUGAGAAUGUAAGAGUAAUAGUAAGAUGUCGGCCUUCGAACAAGCGGGAGUUGGCGACCAAUUGUAAAAGUGUAGUGAACAUCCAAAAUCCAGUAGUAGAGACAUGGGAUCCUGGAGAAGGGCCAUCGUUUCCGAAAACAUUCACUUUCGAUUCGACUUAUGACCAAAACUCAAACACUGAAGUUAUUUACAAUGAUAUUUGUUAUCCUUUAGUUGAAAGUGUUUUAGAAGGUUACAAUGCGACAAUAUUUGUUUACGGGCAAACAGGGUGCGGCAAGUCUUUUACAAUGGAAGGAAUUAAAGGUCCAGAUCCUACUCAAAAAGGCGUUAUUUCCAGAGCUUUUGAACACGUAUUUGAAGCGAUAUCCGUUACUAGUGGAGUAAAGUAUUUGGCUUUGGUUAGCUAUUUGGAAAUUUAUAAUGAACAAAUUAGAGAUUUACUAGUGCCAAAUGACAAAAUGGCUAACAGCGGUACACUUAGCUUGAAAGAAACCCCAACCGAAGGUGUCACAGUACCUGGUUUGACCCUCCAUCCAGUCCACAAUGCUCAAGAAGCGGAACAUUACUUAAACAUGGGUUCAAAAAAUCGUGUGAUCGGUGCUACGCUAAUGAACCAAAACAGCUCGAGAAGUCACAGUAUCUUCACAAUAAGCAUAGAACAAAUAAACAAUGUCAAUAAUAACCAAAGCAUAAAAAAAGGAAAAUUGAAUUUGGUAGAUUUGGCAGGUUCGGAAAGACAAACUAAAACUGGGGCCACUGGAGAUAGACUCAAAGAAGCUACAAAAAUUAAUUUAUCAUUGAGUGCUCUAGGAAAUGUAAUAUCAGCUUUAGUUGACGGAAAAGCUAAGCAUAUACCUUAUAGGGAUUCAAAGCUUACAAGAUUACUACAGGAUUCAUUAGGAGGAAACACUCGUACUUUGAUGAUAGCUUGCAUAAGUCCCGCUGAUAGAGAUUACAUGGAAACUUUAUCAACUCUAAGAUAUGCUAAUAGAGCCAAAAAUAUAAGUAAUAAACCCAAAGUUAAUGAAGAUCCAAAAGACACAAUUCUUAGGAAGUAUCAAGAAGAAAUUGAACGCCUAAAGUCAUUGCUAACAAGUCAAAGUGAGCCUGAUGGUUUGAGGGUAGUGGAUUUAACAGGUGUUGGAGAUGAAAUUGAGAUCAACAAAAAUGUACGUUCGAGAAAUGUCGAGCUAGAUGCAAAAAGAGACAAAUUGUUGCAAGAAUAUCAAAGUGAAAUGGAAAAGCUGAGAAAUUUACAUGAAAGCGAAAAGAACGAAAAGGAAACUGUUUUAAAGCAAAUACAAGUAAUUAAAGAUGAAUAUGAGAAAAACAUUAAAAAACUCAAUGAGGAAAUUAAUAUAAAUCAUAUCAAAGAGGUAACUUCCAAAGAAGAAGUAAUGAAACGUAUAGAAGAACUAAAGAAAGUUCUUAUUGGAGGAGAGAAAGCCAAUGAUAAAGAGCUCUCAGAAAGAAGGCUGAGAAAAAAGAUUGAAGCAGAAAAAAGGGCAACUUUGAUUGCUCAUCUACUAGCCAAAAUCGAUAUGAACGAGGACAGAGAACUUUUACAAAAUCAAUACAAAGACAUCAGUCAAGAAUUAAACUUAAAAACAGAAAUAUUAAGAAGAUAUCGGCACAAAGUAAAAACAUUAGAAAAAGAAAUAAAAGAUAUUCAAAGCGAAUUUCAACAAGAACGAGACGACUAUCUUGAAACUGUCAGAAGAGAAGAAAAAAAUGUUAAGCUGUUGAGUCAAAUUAAUGAAAAAUUGAUUGGAACUUUGAAGAAAGAUUGUAAUUAUAGUGACUUAGAGGCAAUUAAAGAACAGGCUAUAUGGCUUGAAGAUAGUCAAAAAUAUAAAUUGCCCGACUUAACUAUACCAAGGACCAAACUACCCCCUGCUGGAAGAUUUUCGGACAUACAAACCGCCCCUGCCAGGCUCAAUAGUGAAAUUUCAUUGAGCAGGCAAAAUUCUGUAGAUCAGGAAACCACUAAGUCUGACACCCAAGAUUUGAUAUCUAGCUACUUUCAACCAGCUACAAAACGAGCCACAGAACUACUCAGCCAAUCUAAUGGUACAUUAGAUACACACAAAGUUUUCAAUACGUGGAGAGGUGCAACGCAUUUUCCAGAUUUUGCCAAGAAAAGCAGCAAAACUCGAUCCAACGAAAAUGUAACUUUAGAUUCGCCCAAAAGUUUUACUGGGUCCAAUUUAAAAGGAUUUCAUUGGUUAACAUCUGCAGCAGGAUCUCCAUUUAAUACAGACAACUUAAAGAAACCUUUUCGCCUGGAAGCAUUGCCAGACAUAGGAAAAAGAAGUGGCAGGAAGGGACAUCUCAAUACCAUGGAACUUCUUUAGUUUUUGUGUUUUGGGACUACACGUACCUAUUUAAAAAAAAAAUAUUAUAAAUAAAAUACCUACCUAGAAAAUUUGUUAAAAAUAAAUAAAUAUUAUAAAAUUUGUUACAGUUUAAAAUAGAUUUUAUUAAAAUGUAUUUUGUAGUUAAGAUGUGUGAUAUUUUCUUAUACCUAAAUAUAUAAUUUAUUUUAA
Messenger RNA from Ceutorhynchus assimilis (cabbage seed weevil), 2725 nucleotides. The record is from the annotation of a GenBank genome assembly. NCBI's taxonomy places the organism in Eukaryota, Metazoa, Arthropoda, Insecta, Coleoptera, Curculionidae.